CAAGUCCAUUUGACCGACUCGUCGCCGACUCCAUGAACGAGGCACGCGUGUACCUGGUCCUGGGCUACUACUUCGAGCACAUCGGCCUCAUGGCGAGCAUGGAGGCACGGGGGCUGCUCGACCGAGGUGACUAUUUCGUGGUCGGCGUCGAUGUUGAACAGUACGACAUCGAACAGCCCAGGAGGUACCUUACCGGUCUGCUCCGUGAGGACGUGGAGCCCGGCGUGGAACGCGCUUUCCGCUCCUACCUGGGCAUCGUGGGUUCCCCCGCCGUGGGCUACGAGGAGUUCUCGGUCAGCGUGAACGAGUACAUGCAGAGGCCGCCCUUCAACAUCGUCAACGCAGCGGACGCGUUCGGGGGCAUGAAGAAGAUUCCAUCUGAGGGCGCCUACCUGUACGACGCCGUCAUGGUGUACGCACGAGCCCUGAACGAGUGUCUGGCACUGGGGAGAGACUACCGCGAUGGACGCCAGAUGUUCCAGCUCAUGAAAGGCCGAAGUUACAAGAGUGCCAUGGGCUACAUGGUGCAGAUGGACGACAAGGGCGACGCGGAAGGAAACUACACCCUAAUCGCUCGCCGGGAGCUGGACGCCGUGCCCGGAGAGUACGGGCUCUUCCCCAUCGGCAUGUUUCAGCUCCCGCUCAACGGAUCCCAACUGCCGGUGCUGAAGCUGUUUUCGGAACUCGACUGGGUGGGCGGAGGCCCGCCCUUGGAUGAACCAGGCUGCGGAUUUCACGGCGAGAAGUGCGUCACCUGGAAGGUCGUUACAGGCGCUUCGGGUGGCAUCAUUCUGCUACUGCUCAUUGUGGGAUUUGUGGUGUACAGAUAUUGGGCUUACGAGCAAGAGCUGGACAGCCUCCUCUGGAAGGUGGACUUCCGCGAAAUCCAGAUCAACGAAUUCACGCCCUCCAACAAGGCACCCAAGGCAAGCAUCUCCAGCAGGCCUUGUUUACGGCCCUCCCAGGUGUCACUGUCGUCCCACCCAGAGGCAGACUUCCGCUAUUCUACUGUCUACACCCAGGUGGGGCUAUACCGUGGUCAGCUGGUCGCUGUCAAGCGCAUACGCAAGAGGUCCGUCGACAUCACUCGCCGGAUGAAAGAGCAGCUGAAAAUACUUCGGGACCUGCGCCACGACAACCUGGCCACUUUCAUCGGCGCCUGCGUGGACCCUCCGAACGUCUGCAUCAUCACCGAGUACUGCACUCGAGGGAGCCUCACAGACAUUCUAGAGAACGAAGACGUCAAGCUGGACGCCAUGUUCGUCGCUUCCCUCGUUGGCGACCUCGUCAGGGGCAUGGUCUUCCUGCACGAAUGCCCGCUCAGGUCCCACGGAGACCUUCGCUCGAGCAACUGCCUCGUGGACAGCCGUUGGGUGCUCAAGGUUGCCGACUUUGGCAUGUCUGAGCUCAAGGUCGGCGCCGAACCACCACACGGGAGCUCCGACUUGGAGGCGCAAUGCCAACGUCUCCUGUGGAGGGCCCCGGAGCUCCUGCGGGACGCCCUGGCACCCCUGUGGGGCACACAGAAGGGAGACGUCUACUCGUUCGGCAUCAUCCUCUUCGAGGUCCUGGGUAGGCAGGGCCCUUACGGCAGGACGUCACUGCUGCCAUCUGAGAUGGUGCGGCGGGUGAUGUGGCCCGAGAAGCAGGCCGUGCCCUUCAGGCCGCAGCUCUGGGACCUGCCCGAGCGAGAAGGCACCGAGUGCGUCCGAGACUGCAUGGUCGACUGCUGGGCGGAGGACCCCGACGCGAGGCCCGACUUCAAGGCUAUUCGCACCAGGCUCCGACCGAUGCGCAAGGGACUGAAGCCAAACAUCUUUGACAACAUGCUGGCCAUGAUGGAGAAAUACGCCACUAAUCUGGAGGCUCUCGUCGACGAGCGAACUGACCAGCUGGUCCAAGAAAAGAGAAAAACAGAGGCGCUGCUUUACGAAAUGCUACCGAGGUCCGUAGCCGACCAGUUGAGACGUGGGCGGCAGGUGACGGCCGAGAGUUUCGAGUCCGUCACAGUCUACUUCAGUGACAUUGUGGGAUUCACGCGCAUGUCCGCCGAAAGCACUCCCUUCGAGGUGGUGGACUUCCUGAACGACCUGUACACCUGCUUCGACGCGAUCAUCGAGCACUACGAGGUGUACAAGGUGGAGACUAUCGGCGACGCCUACAUGGUGGUCGGGGGCCUCCCGCUGCGCAAUGGCAUCAGCCACGCGGCCCAGGUGGCCUCCAUGGCACUGCACCUGCUCGCGGAGGUCCGCUGCUUCCGCAUCCGCCACAGGCCCCACGACACCCUCAUGCUGCGCGUGGGGAUACACUCCGGACCUGUGUGUGCGGGUGUGGUUGGGAGAAAGAUGCCUCGUUACUGCCUGUUCGGAGACACCGUGAACACGGCCUCAAGGAUGGAGUCGACUGGAAUGCCUUUGAAGAUUCACUGCAGCGAAGCGUGCAAGGUCCUGCUGGACAAGCUAGGGGGUUACAUCAUUGAAGACAGAGGCGUCGUCUACAUCAAGGGCAAGGGUGACAUGCGCACCUACUGGAUCGUGGGCGAAGUCGAAGGCCGGCGGCAGCGGCCCCAGUUCCCGUGCCGCUCCCCGUCCGUGCGCUGGGUGCGCGGCACCUGCAGCUCCCUGCGCAACCAGGCCAGCGAGCCCGGCGUCGGACGCCUGCACGCGAAGCACAGGCAGCAAACAACGGCGCCGCAGACCCCUCAUCAAGCCACCACCACGCUCUGGAGGAGAGGACACUCGUGCCCUUCCCUUGAAGAGCACGACCCAAAGACUAGUCCCGGCGAUGGCGGUGGUGGCGACUGUGCGGGAAGUCGCAUCAGUUCCGAGCACAGUGUUCCGGCCGAGAGGCAGCCGCUACUGAAGUUGAACGCGACGACGCGCGCGGCAGACAGUAUCGAAUGCGAUCUUGGUGGACAUCAGUGAGUUGGUAUACGUGUGCUCGGAUAACGCCGCCUAGCAUAAUCAAAAAUCGUGCACCGUAUACUCCGUUUCAUAAUAUUCCGACCGCAGCUGACGUUGGGAUCCAAUAAAGCCGAUCGAGCGUAAUCGAGCAGCGCCAAAAUUGCA
Molecule: messenger RNA, 3068 nt
Organism: Ixodes scapularis (black-legged tick)
Lineage: Eukaryota; Metazoa; Arthropoda; Arachnida; Ixodida; Ixodidae
Product: guanylate cyclase 32E
Exons: 21
Coding region: 33-2924 (963 amino acids)
Biological process (GO): intracellular signal transduction; receptor guanylyl cyclase signaling pathway; cGMP biosynthetic process
Cellular component (GO): membrane
Molecular function (GO): guanylate cyclase activity; peptide receptor activity; ATP binding
Source: RefSeq, a predicted model, not a curated record